Molecule: messenger RNA, 1561 nt
Organism: Drosophila montana
Lineage: Eukaryota; Metazoa; Arthropoda; Insecta; Diptera; Drosophilidae
Biological process (GO): chemical synaptic transmission; chloride transmembrane transport; signal transduction
Cellular component (GO): plasma membrane; synapse; neuron projection
Molecular function (GO): transmembrane signaling receptor activity; transmitter-gated monoatomic ion channel activity involved in regulation of postsynaptic membrane potential; excitatory extracellular ligand-gated monoatomic ion channel activity
Source: RefSeq, a predicted model, not a curated record
UAGAUGAAGAUAAAAAAUUAUCGUAACAUGGGCUGCGUCUUUGAAUCAGCGAGAGAGCAGCCCAAGCAAAGAACAACAAAACAAACGCAAAAUCAAUGCUCUCGCAUAACAUCAACAUUAGUAAGGAACAUAGAAAUCAAGGAUAACUAUCAACAAAGUCAUAAAACUCAAACAGCAACAGCAACAGCAACCGCCAAACAUCUAAAAGCAGCAGCUCAAGUGCUUUUAGCGGAACAACAGCAACAACAACAACAGUUUUUUCAAGUGGCGCAUGAUAACAAGGUCGCGUUGGCGACACGCGAAACAAUUCUAACAAUCAAUAUUCAGGCAUCGAGGCAGCCAAGCACUUUGCAAAUAAAUUGCUCCAACUGCUACAGCCGCAGCACAAAGAUUACAAAAAAUGAGCAGCGACGCUACCGACGCAUUCAUUGGUGCCAGCAUCAGGCGGCCAGAGGAUGUGGCAGCUGCACUAACAGAAGUAAGGACAUUGCUACAGGAGCGACUUUGGCUGGCAUUUCCAGCCAAGCGCAAGCUGACCUAGCGAGCCCCCUAGACGAGAAAGGCAAGGAUCGGCAGGAACAGCAUGAGAAGGAUGGGCGUAGAGAUGUAGAACAGCCAUUAGCUUAUCUUACGUGGCGUCUAGGCAAUGUCGCCAGCGCUGUCGUACCCAUCACCAUGUCAGCCGCAAUUCUAUCCACUCUGAGCACCACCUUAGCAGCCGGAUAUCAGUAUCUGGCGCAGCAUUAUAAGCAAUAUAGCCAAUCGUUCAGUUUCUAUGCGGCCUCCAGUGUUGUACUGAUGCUCUGCUAUCUGACGACCACAUCCAUGGCCGCUGCAACACAGUCGGAGACGGUUGCCAUGGACAAGCAUCCCAUCAUCGAUUGGUCAAAAUUCGACGAGUCUAGUUCGGAUAAGGAAAUUUUAGAUUUAUUACUUGAGAAGAAACGCUACGAUAAACGAUUACUGCCGCCUGUAAAUGAUGAAGACUUUUGCUGUGGCUUACAAUCGCCCGACAUGGCCACAAAUCAAAAUGCGCGGAGACCACAUAAUCGCGGCACCCUGACGGUUAAUGUUAAUGUAUUGCUUUUAAGCUUAGCAUCACCCGACGAGAGCAGUUUGAAAUAUGAAGUGGAAUUUCUGUUGAACCAGCAGUGGAGCGAUCCACGCUUGCAAUAUGGCAAUAAGUCCCACUACGAUUUCUUAAAUGCUUUGCAUCAUCAUGAUAGUAUCUGGACGCCCGACACAUAUUUCAUUAUGCAUGGCGAUUUCAAGGAUCCCAUCAUACCAAUGCAUUUCGCUUUAAGAAUAUUUCGAAACGGGACCAUUACGUACGCAAUGAGACGGCAUUUGAUAUUGUCUUGUCAGGGAAGUCUACAUAUAUUCCCAUUCGAUGAUCCAAAAUGCUCCUUCUCAAUGGAAAGCAUUUCCUAUGAGGAAGCACAAAUCAAAUAUGUCUGGAAGAAUGAUGAAGACACAUUACGCAAGAGCCCUUCGUUGACCACACUGAACGCAUAUUUAAUUAAAAAUCAAACAACGCCCUGUGAUCAAAAUAGUUGGAGAG